This is a messenger RNA of Ananas comosus (pineapple), 1293 nucleotides long. Its product is annotated as 5-formyltetrahydrofolate cyclo-ligase-like protein COG0212. The transcript is spliced from 6 exons. NCBI's taxonomy places the organism in Eukaryota, Viridiplantae, Streptophyta, Magnoliopsida, Poales, Bromeliaceae. Bases 51 to 1142 code for a protein of 363 amino acids. The record is from RefSeq and is a predicted model, not a curated record. Gene Ontology annotation, cellular component: cytoplasm.
UUCGCUCCCGUCUCCACGUCCUACCACUCUCCACCGCGCUCCCGCGUGCUAUGCCUCUCACUCUCCCCCACCGCUUCGCGUGGCCGCACGCCGCUCCCCUCGUCGCCCUCGCCGCGACCCCCACUCCCUCCCCUCUCGUCCCCGCGCGUCGCCGCGCAUCCUCUUCGAUCGCUCGCGCCGCCGCAAGAGUGGACGACUCGUCCUUCGACGCCGCCGCUUUCGAGGCCGAGCGCCUCCGCCUCGACGCCGAGGCGCGCGCGUCCAUGGCCUCCGCCGCCGCCGCCGCAGCCGCCGCCGGAGACGGGGGAGAGGAUGCGUCAGAGCACGAGGGACACGGCGAUCCGAAGGCGUGGAAGUGGAGGAUCCGGAAGAGGGUUUGGGAUCUCAUGGAGGCGGAGGGGAUUGCCCGGAACCCUCGCCCCGUCCACCACCGGAUCCCUAAUUUCGCCGGGGCCGCCGACGCGGCCGAUAAGUUAGGGAGAUUGGAAGUGUUUCAGAAUGCGCAAUGUGUAAAGGUCAAUCCCGACUCUCCUCAGAAGCAAGUUCGCUUCUUAACCCUUGCAGGUGGGAAGAAGCUGUUGACCCCACAACCGCGACUUAGGACUGGAUUCUUUUCAGUUUUAGAAUCUCGAAUGUUACCUUCUGGUGCUAUAGCAGAGGCAUGUACUUCUGUGGGGGCUGCUAAAUAUGGUAGGCCUAUUGGUCUUGAUGAGAAAAUAGAAGUGGAUCUGAUUGUUAUUGGGUCAGUUGCAGUUGAUCCAAGAACUGGAGCACGACUUGGGAAGGGCGAGGGGUUUGCCGAGCUCGAAUAUGGAAUGCUUCGUUUCAUGGGGGCUAUUGAUGACACAACCAUUGUUGUAACAUCUGUGCACGACAAGCAAUUAGUGGAUGACAUCCCAGUUGAAAAACUUUUAAUCCACGACGUACCGGUCGACAUUAUCUGCACUCCAACUCAGGUCAUUUUCACCAAUACUACUAUCCCGAAGCCGCAAGGAAUUUAUUGGGAAAAAUUAUCACCGGAGAAGCUGGGCCAAAUCCGUAUUCUCAGAGAGCUCAAAAAGCGUAUAGAGCGAGAGACUGGCGAAGUGCUUCCUUGUGGGCCUUCUGAGAAACUUCCUCCCACAGCUCACCGGAGACGAUAGCAAGAGGAUUUUCUUUUUCCUUUUCCAAAAUUGUAAUAAAAUUGAUAUGCCUAUGUGGUGCACGUUCUAGAUGAUUGUCCCUUUACUUUUUCUUUUUUUGGCUGUUGAAAAUCGAUACUCCUAUUAUCUAUAAAAGAGUAAUUCCGUAUGA